Messenger RNA from Balaenoptera musculus (blue whale), 1944 nucleotides. It is a transcript of the gene CACNG2, whose product is annotated as calcium voltage-gated channel auxiliary subunit gamma 2. The record is from RefSeq and is a predicted model, not a curated record. The transcript has 4 exons. Gene Ontology annotation, biological process: neurotransmitter receptor transport, postsynaptic endosome to lysosome; positive regulation of synaptic transmission, glutamatergic; regulation of AMPA receptor activity. The coding region runs from base 917 to 1888 and encodes 323 amino acids. Lineage: Eukaryota; Metazoa; Chordata; Mammalia; Artiodactyla; Balaenopteridae. Gene Ontology annotation, molecular function: voltage-gated calcium channel activity; channel regulator activity. Gene Ontology annotation, cellular component: postsynaptic density membrane; voltage-gated calcium channel complex; AMPA glutamate receptor complex.
CGCCGGGGGCCGAGCCGGCAGGGAGUGGGGUGGGAGGGGGCAGGCGGGCGGCCCAUCCUGCAGCAAGACGCCGGCUCCCUUGUUUCCAGGAGCUUUGCAGAUAGGGGGAGGGAAACCCGCCUCGAUUCUCUGGGAGAAACCCCCUCCCUCCCCCACUUCGCCAACACUACCACCGCCACCAACAACAAUAACCGCCGCCGCUGCUCGUCCUGCCGCCGCCGCCGCCGCGCCUGCCCGCCCUGCUGCUGCAGCUGCCGCUGCCGGGGCACAACCAUGGAAGGCGAGACCCCCGCACCUGUUCAGCUGAAAUCAAGGGCUUACAGAAUACUGGGAAGUCUGGUCUGAAACGAAAACGCCCGAGACCCCCCCCCCCCAAGGAAGAGAACUGGCGAAGCAAAGGAUUUUCAUGGCGCAGGCCGCAGAGCCGAGAGCGAAGACGGAAGGUUGCAUCUCGGCUUUUACAAUCUCUAACUGUCUAGGUCCCGACCAUGAGAGAUUGUGUUGAGAAUGCGGCUGAUCCCUGGUUCACUGUGGAAGCCCUCUCCAAAUUAGCUAUCACAUAUGGAAACUGGAGACCAGAAUUUUAGGAAAAGAGAUUAAGGCAUCUCACUUUGGGGGGGUGGGGGGUGUCUUUUUAUUUUUGCCUUUUUUUUUUUUUUUUUUUAAUCACUGCAACUGGAACAGUUUCUGAUCUCAAAAGGCAAGCCUCUUUUCCCGUGUGAUCUUUAUAAUUUACACUCUUUUCCGUGAGCUUUCUUACCUCCCUUUUUUUAUAUCUCUCCAUAUCCUCUAUUAACACAUAUAUCCAUUAUAUUAGUAGUGGAAUUAUUUUUAUUUUUUUGCUUUAGUACUCGCACCCUCACACACACUCUCCCGAGAACCAGAAGUCGGUUGGGUGUUUAUAUAAUGAAGAAUUAUGGGGCUGUUUGAUCGAGGUGUUCAAAUGCUUUUAACCACCGUUGGUGCUUUCGCUGCCUUCAGUCUGAUGACCAUAGCUGUGGGAACCGACUAUUGGCUCUACUCCAGAGGGGUUUGCAAGACCAAAAGUGUCAGUGAGAAUGAAACCAGCAAAAAGAACGAGGAAGUUAUGACCCAUUCUGGAUUAUGGAGAACCUGCUGCCUGGAAGGGAACUUCAAAGGUCUCUGCAAGCAAAUCGAUCACUUCCCAGAGGAUGCAGAUUACGAAGCUGACACAGCAGAAUAUUUCCUCCGGGCUGUGAGGGCCUCGAGCAUCUUCCCGAUCCUGAGUGUGAUUCUGCUUUUCAUGGGGGGACUCUGCAUCGCAGCCAGCGAGUUCUACAAGACUCGACACAACAUCAUCCUGAGUGCCGGCAUCUUCUUUGUGUCUGCAGGUCUGAGUAACAUCAUUGGCAUCAUAGUGUACAUAUCUGCCAAUGCCGGAGACCCUUCCAAGAGCGACUCCAAAAAGAAUAGUUACUCGUACGGCUGGUCCUUCUAUUUCGGAGCCCUGUCCUUCAUCAUCGCCGAGAUGGUCGGGGUGCUGGCCGUGCACAUGUUUAUCGACCGGCACAAACAGCUGCGGGCCACGGCCCGCGCCACGGACUACCUCCAGGCCUCCGCCAUCACCCGCAUCCCCAGUUACCGCUACCGCUACCAGCGCCGCAGCCGCUCCAGCUCCCGCUCCACCGAGCCCUCACACUCCAGGGACGCCUCCCCCGUGGGCAUCAAGGGCUUCAACACCCUGCCGUCCACGGAGAUCUCCAUGUACACCCUCAGCAGGGACCCCCUGAAGGCCGCCACCACGCCCACCGCCACCUACAACUCCGACAGGGAUAACAGCUUCCUCCAAGUUCACAACUGUAUCCAGAAGGAGAACAAAGACUCUCUCCACUCCAACACAGCCAACCGCCGGACCACCCCCGUAUGAAGCUCACGCGGGCCUCGCCAGCGCCGCCGCCGCCGCCGCCGCCUUGGUCCCGGGCA